Molecule: messenger RNA, 768 nt
Organism: Aspergillus pseudoviridinutans
Lineage: Eukaryota; Fungi; Ascomycota; Eurotiomycetes; Eurotiales; Aspergillaceae
Exons: 1
Coding region: 1-768 (255 amino acids)
Source: RefSeq, a predicted model, not a curated record
AUGGCGAACCUUUUUCCCAGCCUUUUCCAAAAGCUAUUUGGCAACUCUUCAAUCCCACCCCCAACCCACAUCAAUCUCGCCGUAACAGUCUCAUCAACAACGCUCCACAAACACGGUUCUGGCAGCGAAUCCCACCUCAUCCUUGAGGCGACUCUUCCCCAGAGCCCAAACACACCCGACAAGCCCCUUACCAUCCUUAUAUUCGACACCCUCCUGGACCCUAGCGGCAUCGCCCUCUACAAGGACGGCCUCGACUUUAUCGACGUCGGCACAGGCGCUCCCGCAAACAGGACAAGCCUGAUUUUUCAUUAUGAAUUUGGCGGGAGGUCUAAUAUCCCAGUUGAGCCCCAGUCUGAGCGUUACUUCGCCACUCUUUACCCAGGUGUGCCGUACCGUGUGACGUUUACCUUAAAGCCAUGUCCCAGGAUCCAGCCACACGCUGAAGGCACUCCUGAGCGGCUUGAAAAUUCAUGCGGGGAGAGAGUUCCAACUGCGAGGGACGAGGACAUAGUUGCUUCGGUUUUUUCUCACGUCACAUAUCUGGACGUGGGAUCGAUGUACCGUGUUGAGCUUGGGAAUAAGUUGAACAAGAUAUGGUGGUAUCGAUAUGGAUCAAAGGAGGAGAUUCUGGGGGGACAAGGUACUGAAGGUGGUCUUGUGGGAAAGCUGAUGGGAACGAAACGACGGCGCGAGCUAGUGGAGGACAGUCUGAUGCAGCCAAUCCCCCUUGUGAUGCAGGGUUCUGCUAGAUUCACUGUCGUAGAGUAA